Molecule: messenger RNA, 955 nt
Organism: Eutrema salsugineum
Lineage: Eukaryota; Viridiplantae; Streptophyta; Magnoliopsida; Brassicales; Brassicaceae
Product: ADP-ribosylation factor 1
Exons: 8
Coding region: 216-764 (182 amino acids)
Biological process (GO): vesicle-mediated transport; intracellular protein transport
Cellular component (GO): cytoplasm; Golgi apparatus
Molecular function (GO): GTP binding; GTPase activity
Source: RefSeq, a predicted model, not a curated record
AAACAAAGCCUCUGAUUGAUUCAGAGACAACGAGAGAGAGGAAACAUGAAUAACUAAAACGUAUAUUUUCUCGUCUUUUUCUCGGGAUUGAUUUCAGUCUUCCAUUACUCUCAAAGAAGAAGAAAGAUCUGAGGUCGAAUGGUCCAGGAGAAGAAGAAUCUCUCUUAGAUCGUUUGAUCUGAUCUUGAUCUGACGACUAGUAGAAGAAGAAGAAGAUGGGAAUCCUUUUCACGCGGAUGUUUUCUUCCGUGUUUGGCAACAAAGAAGCUCGUAUCCUCGUCCUCGGUCUCGACAAUGCUGGAAAAACUACAAUCCUCUAUCGGCUUCAGAUGGGGGAAGUGGUCUCGACGAUCCCGACUAUUGGGUUUAACGUCGAGACUGUGCAGUACAACAAUAUCAAAUUUCAGGUCUGGGAUUUAGGUGGCCAAACGAGUAUCAGGCCAUAUUGGCGAUGCUAUUUCCCGAACACACAAGCAGUGAUCUAUGUUGUUGACUCGAGUGACACAGAUAGAAUUGGGGUGGCUAAAGAGGAAUUUCAUGCAAUUUUGGAGGAAGAGGAAUUGAAAGGUGCAGUGGUUCUCAUUUUUGCAAACAAGCAGGAUCUUCCUGGUGCACUCGAUGAUGCGGCUGUGACAGAAGCCUUGGAGUUGCAUAAGAUAAAGAGUCGUCAGUGGGCAAUCUUCAAAACUUGCGCUGUUAAAGGCGAAGGGCUUUUCGAGGGAUUGGACUGGUUGAGUAAUACACUGAAGUCGGGAAGUGGCUGAAAAUGAUCUUGAUACACUUACUGGUCAUCCCUCAACAAUGUAUCUUCUCUUCUUUACUUAUUGGUUUGUUUAGUAAUUUGCUUAGUUCUUCCAUCUAAAGAGUUAAAUAUCAAUGGCAUGUUCACUUAUUACAUUUUUUUUUUGUUUCCUUUCGAGAGAGAAAAACUCUACACGGAUUUGUUAUUGGGACC